ACUCAAGGUAGCGGCCUUGCUUAUGUGGCCGAUUUUCCACUUCGUGUCCACAACUUCUACCACAUCCACCGCUACAAUUCAAACCAUUUUGAGUACUGAUAUAUGAGUACUAAUCCACAUGAUUUAACAGUGGCAUAUUCAAAAUUCACCACUUCGCGUCCACAACUUCUACAGUUUUACCACAUCCACCGACACAUCAGUAACCAUUUUGAGCCGGCUCUGAUUCCAGGAGCUAGAGAACGCUUCACUUCAAUGUAUUCGAUGCAUCUGUGGUUUAAUUCUGGAGGAAGACUGGGUACAAAUGCUGUUUCUGUUGAUGGUGGGUUUCCUUCGUUUAUACCUGAGGAAGUUAAAGAAAUCAAGGAUCCGUUUGCUCGAGCUUUGGCUCAGAGGAUUCAAAGACUUCCUGUAAAGCUGCAGGUUGGAUUUUCUGAGAGUUGUAUAAUGAGCAGCUGUGUGAAGCCAAGGUUUCAACGUGAUACCAAUCCAGCUGUCCUCCUCCAUUGUUUCGACAGCUCUUGUUUAGAAUGGAGACGCACAUACCCAUUACUUGAGGACGCUGCAGUGGAGACUUGGGCAAUUGACAUUCUUGGAUGGGGUUUCUCCGACCUAGAAAGACUUCCUCCCUGUGACGCGGCAUCCAAAAGAUAUCACCUUUACCAGCUUUGGAGGACUCACAUCCAACGACCAAUGAUAUUAGUCGGACCAAGCCUUGGUGCUGCAGUCGCGAUUGACUUUGCUGUCAACUUUCCAGAAGCUGUUGAUAAGCUGAUUUUGAUUGGUGCAAGUGUUCAUGUUGAAGGCACAGGGCUUCUGACAAAGCUACCCAAAUUUUUAGCAUAUGCUGGGGUCUCUUUGUUGAAAAGCCUCCCACUGCGGCUGUUUGCAAAUUUACUAGCUUUUGAUGAUAUAUCCUUGUCAACAUGCUUUGAUUGGACCAAUGUUGGCCGCCUACACUGUCUUUUGCCUUGGUGGGAAGAUGCUACAGUGAAUUACAUGCUUAGUGGUGGCUACAAUGUUGUUAAUCAAAUAAAGCAGGUGAACAAGAGAGUUCUUAUCAUCUGGGGAGAGUGUGAUAACAUUGUCAGCAAUAAGCUUGCAGUGUGGAGGCAAUUUCAUAUAAGUUUGGGCACAAAGCUACAGUUGCCGCCACUGACUCCACUUUGUCUCUGUCGCCAUCCCGGCCUCCAGCCUCCGGGGAGGUGGGCGAGAAAAGGUGGGAUUGAUCGUUCAAGAAGUAAAACACUCGUUUUCAACUCUUCCUGCAUGUUGCAUAAAUUGCAGAGGCUGCAUAGUGAAUUGCCAGAUGCGACUAUCCGCCAGAUACCUGAUUGUGGUCAUCUCCCGCAUGUUGAGAAGCCUGAGAUGGUUGCGAGGUUAAUCGCGGAUUUUGCUCUGUCCGGCACACGUAAAGAGGAGCAGAAUCCAAUUGUCUUGAACUCGGCUGGGGAGAAAAACACAUCGUCGUUCAUAUGCUAAAAGCCGCAAAAGCUUAGGGAGCAUUUUAGACUAACAGUCUAGCGCAGGCUUUAUGCAAGUAGAAUGAUAGUACUAGUACAACCUGUAAUGGCUUGUCUAAUUAUGGAUUGCUGGAUUCAUUUAGCCGUCUCUAUGAAGUAAAAAACAGAUAAAAGUACCAGAGUAAUGAUAUAUAUCACCGGUGUAUCACCUCCUGCAUGCAUGUCUAUGUAGGAUAUGCCCCAUGUCAACGAUUAAAUUUAUAUAUUUUUCGAUUUAGAAACA
This is a messenger RNA of Coffea arabica (coffee), 1743 nucleotides long. Its product is annotated as alpha/beta hydrolase domain-containing protein VTE7. NCBI's taxonomy places the organism in Eukaryota, Viridiplantae, Streptophyta, Magnoliopsida, Gentianales, Rubiaceae. Gene Ontology annotation, molecular function: catalytic activity. The record is from RefSeq and is a predicted model, not a curated record.